This is a messenger RNA of Letharia columbiana, 2136 nucleotides long. RefSeq lists its product as uncharacterized. Gene Ontology annotation, molecular function: ubiquitin protein ligase activity. The record is from RefSeq and is a predicted model, not a curated record. NCBI's taxonomy places the organism in Eukaryota, Fungi, Ascomycota, Lecanoromycetes, Lecanorales, Parmeliaceae. The coding region runs from base 1 to 2136 and encodes 711 amino acids. Gene Ontology annotation, cellular component: nucleus; HULC complex. The transcript has 4 exons.
AUGGAUGAGAGGAAGAGGCCGGCCUCCCAUGACCAUGACCCUUCCGAACCACCUCUCAAGCGGCAAGCCACCUCUGUCAACGGGACCUCCAAAGGCCAUGUUGACGCUGACAUGCCCUGGAAGGAUGAUCUCGAGCGAUUUCAGAAAGAGGCCAUAUGGCGACAGAUGCAGGAAUACAAACGGGAGCGCAGUAACCUGGAAUUUCGGUUGAAUGAAAUGACAAAGAACGCAACUUAUCACGAUGAGCACCUGAUGGUCAUUGAUGCUUGGUUCAGCGAGUUGCUCGAUGAAAUAAGGCUUUUAGUAGGGGAUUUUGAGAGCCACAAGACAUUCUCAACGUUCCCCUCUGCGCUUUUGGCCGCAGAUUCCGCUGCCUUCAACACGCACCUGAAGUUCCGAUCUGCAGAAAUAUCCUCUGCAAUCUCACGACUCUUUACUCGAGCGCCAGCAUCGGCGCCAGAGGUUUCUCAACUUCAAGGUCGGAUCGCUCAACUCCUUACGGCUGAAAAGGGUCAUAUCGUCGAACUUGAAAAAAGCCGUUUGGAAAAAGAGAAAUUGGUAGGACGGCUGGAAGAUGCAUCUUUACGUUACAUGCUGGCAGAGAAAAAGCUUGACCGAUCGAAAAGUGCGACUGUUGCCAAACUUGAGAGACAAGCCAUCUCUGGGGGCCGUAGCGACACAGGUAGUGGGCUGGGAGGCGCACAGGACCCAGCCAAUGGGCAGGUAGAUUCGAAGCCGGAUAACGUGGAAGAACUGGUUGAGGCUGAAGAAGCUCGGAGAGAAGCUGUUGCUGCGUCUGCAAAGCGGAAAGAACAGCUGGAAAGUCUGGAAGCCGAGAAUGAGAGACUCACUGCUCAAGUGACGACACUCAGCAAUCGAUUGACUCAUCUAUCAGACGACGAUUAUAGUAGAACUGACCUCUUUAAACUUUUGAAAUCCCAACACGAGGACGUGAUCAAGAGGAUCAACAAUUUAGAAGCUACCAAUGUCCAGCUACGGGAAGAAGCGGAGAAGCUUCAAGCAGAGCGAACCGCAUAUCGCGUUCAAAUCGAGAAAGAAUCAGGAAUGGCAUUGUCGGAACUGGAAGCCCAACUAGUUCAAGCUGAAAACGAUUUGGCGAGGGUGAGGACUGGCCGGGACGAACUUAUUGCGGAGGUCACAUUGCGAAAGACUGCACAAUCGCAAGAACGGACUUCAGUUGAUCAAGUCAAGGAGCUAGCAAGUGCGAAGGAAGAGCGGAUCAAGGCAUUGGAGUCCGAAGUUGCAAGACUGAAAGUGCAAACUAGACAGCCUGCAGACCCUGCUCGUCAGUCCCCAACGAUUGACGAUCUUUCAUCGGAGGAAUUGCAAAGCCGAUAUUCGAGUCUGGAGAAGCAAUAUUCAUUACUGAACAAUGAACUCCAGUCUAUGGGAACAGCUUUCAAAAAGGCUUCGACACUUGCAUCGCAGAAAGUUACCAACGCAGCCGCCUUGGAGGAAAAAGUUCAGAGGCUUAGCGCAGAGAAGUCAAAGGCAGACCAGAAAUACUUCGCAGCAAUGAAAGCCAAGGAAGCUCGAGAACAGGAGGUCAGGACAUUGCGAGCGCAAAACUCCAAGAGUUCUGAGAUGGUGUCAUCACUCAAAGAUUCGGAGGCGGCAAACCGCGCUUUACAGGUCAAUCUCGAGAAGCAGAUCGCGGAAGUCAAAGAGUCGCUCGCCACAGUCGAAAGCAAGUAUCGCGCCUCGCAACAGCAGACGUCUGAGCGCAAUAUCUCACUCGAAGGGUUAAAGGCGCAAGUUGAAGAGCUCAAGAAGAGCCUUGAGGCCAAGGACGCUGCUACCAGUGCCACGUCAGCGGCAUAUCGGAAAGCAGAAGUCGAGAUCGCAACGCUCAAAGUGCGCUUUGAGGAGACGAAGAAAAGCCUGGAAUCGUGGAAGAAUAAGGGCUUAGGCAAUCAAAGUAGCGAGUAUGAGAUGCUUCGGAUUAUGGCAAUUUGUACCGUCUGCCAGAAGAACUUCAAAAACACGGUUAUCAAGACCUGCGGGCACGUCUUCUGCAAUGAAUGUGUCGAGGAACGGACUUUGUCUCGAUCGAGGAAAUGCCCAAAUUGCAACCGGGCAUUCGGGCUGAACGAUCACUUGCAUAUUACGCUGUGA